UCGGAUAUCUCCGUUACACUCUUUUAUCCUCAAAAAAGGAGAGCGAAAGAAGGCAGUUGAAGAGAGUAGGGCUCGGGCGGAGGGACCGCCAUUAUUGGGAGGCUUGGAAAACCACUUUCACCCUUACACACAGUGUAUAUAUCUUAACGUUUAGUGAUAAACUUGGCCCAGAUUGCUUGUGAUUUGACUACGAAACUAGCUGUUGUGUCUCGCGGUAAAGGCUUUGCUACGUGCCGUCAGCGUACGGCGGUGAAAUCAGCAUUUUAUGGCCACAACAAAGGGCAUUAUAAUUGACUAAAACCAACGUGUUUAGGCCGGAGGAAGAUAUUAAAACAAGCCAUUUUCUCUGCGGAAACUACUGGCCUCCAUGAAAGGACAUUUCUUUGUUUGGAUAUGUUAAGCCUUCUGUGGAUUUUGAGAGCCGUUUCAAUGCGAAAGAUAUACUGGUCGCUGACCAAAUAUCUCUUGGAAACUGCAAGUCUGUCACGCCACUGAAACAAUCAAAGAGCCCGCAAGGACUUUAAUGUCCUCGGCCAUUUGGUCUUUUCUUUCUUUCUGGUUUCUAACAACAUUGGCUAAGCUGGUUGUAAGCCUCCUCCCGCUGGCCUGGACGAGGAAAGAGGCUUUCAGAAGAGAAGGAGAGGACAGAGAAAGGCAUUGGUUCGCCCCAGUUCUUGCCUUUGUCCCUUACUCAAGUCCCCUGCCUAACUAUCUCCGAUACCCCCGUAAAUGGGCAGUUUUCUUGACCUAAAAGUGUGAUUGAAGCAUCAAAGCUAAAGCAAUACACACGGCCCUGACUGUGCCAACCUUUGGCCCAUGGCAAGAUGAAUGCCUGCAUACGAUGAUUAUGGCUAAAAAACAAGAAUCCCGAAUGCCUAUCUACAACCUUGCUGUUGUUGGUCUGUCAGGUACUGAGAAGGAAAAAGGCCAAUGUGGAGUUGGCAAAUCCUGUCUUUGUAAUCGCUUUGUCCGUCCUAGUGCAGACGACUUUCAUCUUGAUCACACUUCUGUUUUAAGUACCAGUGACUUUGGUGGCCGGGUUGUCAACAAUGACCAUUUCCUAUUCUGGGGAGAGGUGGGGCGAGUUUUGGAAGAUGGUGCAGAGUGCAGGAUGCAUGUGGUUGAGCAGACAGAAUUCAUUGAUGACCAGACAUUUCAACCCCAUCGUAGCACAGCCUUGCAGCCUUACAUCAAAAGAGCUGCCUCCACCAAACUGGCUUCUGCUGAAAAACUCAUGUACUUCUGCACUGAUCAGUUAGGCCUGGAGCAGGACUUUGAACAGAAACAAAUGCCCGAAGGAAAGUUGCAGGUAGACGGCUUUAUUCUUUGUAUGGAUGUCAGUCGUGGUAUGAACCGCAACUUUGAUGAUCAAAUGAAAUUUGUUACCAACUUGUACAAUCAUAUUAGCAAGACAAAAAAGCCUAUUGUGCUCGUUCUCACUAAGUGUGAUGAAGGGGUGGAGCGAUACAUCAAGGAUUCUCAUACUUUUGCCAUUACAAAAAAGAACUUGCAGGUUGUUGAGACUUCAGCACGGUCCAAUGUCAAUGUUGAUUUAGCUUUCCUUACCUUGCUACAGCUCAUUGACAAGGGAAGAGGUAAGCCCAAGAUCAUACCUUACUUUGAGGCCUUAAAGCAUCAGAGUCAACUAAUUGCCUCUGCAAAGGACCGCUAUGAGUGGUUGGUGAACAACAUUGUGAAGAAUCACAAUGAAACUUGGCCUAACAUCAGCCGACGAAUGCAAACCUUACCUGAAUACAAGGAGUAUGUAUUUUUAGAAGGUACUGGUAAAGCCAAGAAAUUAUUUCAACAACAUAUUCACCGGCUAAAGCAGGAGCACAUUGAAAGGCGUCGCAAAGGAUAUUUGAGCACUCUUCCACUCGCCUUGAGUACCUUGGUGUCUGAGUUGGAUGAAAUUGAGCAUUUGAGCUGGUCUGGGGUGCAGAAGGUCAUUGAGUCCAAAAAAGACUUUGAUCAUUGGUUUGUGGUACUGGAGGAUGCCCCAUGGGAGUUGACACCACAUCUUGACAACAUGGAGGAUGAGCGGAUCCCCUUUGAUGUGCUAGACACAACAGCUGCUGAAAUAAUCUUUGAUGCACACCUUGAACACCUGCGCAAUGAAUGCAAGCGUGCUCAAAUGCGGCAUGAGUUUAAAGCAAAAUUGGCAUCUUCACCUUUUGUUACCCCUGGCAAGCCCUGGGAAGAGGCCCGCAGCUUCAUCAUGAAUGAAGACUUCUACCUAUGGCUUCAGGAGCCUGAAUAUUUGGACAUUUAUAACCGGCACCAGAAAGCAAUCAUAGACAGGGCAAAAGAGGAUUUUCAGGAGCUUCUGCUGGAGUACUCUGAGCUUUUUUAUGAACUUGAGGUAGAUGCCAAACCAAGUAAAGAGAAGAUGGGAGCAAUUCAGGAAGUGUUAGGUGAAGAACAACGCUUCAAGGCACUGCAGAAAUUGCAAGCUGAAAGAGAUGCUUUAGUGUUGAAACACAUCCAUUUUGUGUAUCACCCUACUAAGGAAACUUGCCCUAACAGUCCACACUGUGUUGACAGCAAAAUUGAGCAAAUACUAGCUUCAUGCUUUCCCACACGAUACCCAUUCUUUGGAAAGUCCCAUGUGACUGAUGGAAAGGUAGAUAGGAAAAAUCUUGUUAUACUUGGCAAAGACGGUCUUGCUAGAGAAUUAGCCAAUGAGAUUCGGGCAUUGUGUACCAAUGAUGAUCAUUAUGUGCUUGAAGGUAGAAUGUAUGAACUUGUCCUUCGGCCCAUAGAAGGCAAUGUUAAACUUCCUGUUAACUCAUUUCAUACAGCCACAUUCAUUCCCCAUGGAUGCCUGUGUUUGUACAAUUCAAAAGAGUCAUUGUCGUAUAUUGUAGAAAGUAUUGAGAAGUUGCGAGAGUCCACACUUGGCAGAAGGGACAACCAUAUGACUCAGCUUCCUCUGUCACUCUUGUUAGUAACCAAAAGAGGUGUUGGUGGACUGGGUGACAUUGGUGGAGAGACUGCCCAAGCAUUAAUCUCACAGGGUCAGCAGGUAGCCAUAAAACUGCAAUGUAACUAUCUGGAACCUGCCAAUCCAGGCAUUGGCUAUGGUCGAAAUGUGAAUGAAAGGCAGAUUAAUCAGGUCUUGAAAAGUCUACUUGAAAUUAGGAGGACUUCUACAUUCCGUAGCUGUUCCCCACCUGCACCGCCACUCCCUCCAUGUAAUCGAGACCUACAGCAGGACCAAAUCCCUGAGGCUGAAUUGCGUAUUGUCAUGUGCCUAAUGUGUGGAGACUCUUAUGACAUUGAUCAACUUCUUGCACCAUUCCUGCUCCCUCAACAUUGCAAGCCGACCUCUCCCCAGGCAAGUGGUACUUCAGUGCUGCUAGAACAGACAAUUGGUGGCCACAAGCAUACAAUUGAACUAUCCCUACUGUCAUACCAUGCUUCUUUUGCCACACGUAAAAGUCGGCUGGUGCAUGGCUACAUUGCUGUAUACUCUGCCUGUCGCAAGGCUUCUUUUGAAACCCUGUGUGCCUUUUUGUGCGAGGUUCAGGACAUUAUCCCAAUUCAGCUGCUCGCAGUGGGGGAAACGCAGGCUGAGCUUAUAGACUCCGAGUCUGCUCGUGAGUUUUUAGUCCAAGGUGAAGAACUGGCCCAUGAAAUUGAGGGACGGUAUUGCAGUCUUGUCUGUGGCCCCGGUGGAGUUGGUGGAGGGCUACAAAAAAUGGACCUCUUGGAAUCAUUUUUCACAGAGGUAUUAGAAAAGAAAACCAUUGUUGAGGCCAGCCAUAUGUAUGAAAAUGUUGCAGAAGCCAGUAGCACAAAUGAGAAUGUAUAUUCACCACACUGUGGCUCCCCAAGCCCUGUCACAAUGCUGUUAGAUUCUGAGGAAGACAUGGAAGCUUCCCCGCCUUACCAUGAUGGCACACUAACCUCUCAUGGUGGAUUCAAACUGCCUGACUUGGACUCAGUUGACACAUUCUCUGUGAUCUCUGACCUUAGCACCUUUGAGAACAAGCUAAACAAUAAAGUCCCUCCACAAGUGAGACCCAAACCUAGUGUCACAUUUGACCUCAGAAAACCAAAUUUCAACCCUUAUGUGGAUGCUGUCAGCCAUCGGCGGUCUCUUACUUCCAAUGUGACAUGGCCUCUAGGAGGAGAUUACGAUCCUUCAGACUAUGCCGAGCCAAUGGAUGCUGUCUCUAAGCCACGCCCUAGCUAUGAGGACUGCAUAUACUCUGUACCACAUGACAGCACACAGGGCAAAAUUAUUACCAUCCGCAAUUCCAAUAGGAUGCACUCUAAUGGAGGAGGCAAUGGAUCAGACAGUGAAGGGGAUGGCAGCUCCUUGGAGAGACGUCGCAAGUUCUCAGCAGCGAGGGUGAAGCCACAACUCUAUCGUGAUCGUUCAAAACGACUGGGGAAGUUUAGUACUUUCCGCACUAGUUUUUCUAUUGGUAGCGAUGAUGAGAUUGGCACAUUUUCAAGGUCAAAAGAAGAUGAUGUUUCAGGACUGAAGGGAGACAUACUCAGUGAAGAAGGUGAAGAUCCCAAAAAGAGGAACAUACUGAAAAGUCUUCGCCGACCAGGCAAAAAAACAAGACCAAAGCCUCGACAUUCUGUCUCUAAGCCUUUAGAGAGUAACUACUUCGGGGUGCCUUUGGUUAACGUGGUUUCCCCUGAACGGCCUAUUCCACUUUUCAUUGACAAGUGCAUCCGUUAUAUUGAGGCCACAGGUUUGACCACAGAGGGUAUCUACAGGGUAAGUGGGAAUAAGGCGGAGAUAGAGAGCGUGCAGAGACAGUUUGAACAGGACCACAAUCUGGACCUAGUGGAGAAGGACCUAGUGGUGAACACAAUUGCUGGGGCAUUGAAAAGUUUCUUUUCUGAGCUGCCUGAACCUCUGAUUCCUUAUUGCUCACAGGUGGAGCUGGUGGAAGCUUUCAAAAUUAAUGACCGAGAACAGAGGCUACACACUAUGAAGGACGUGUUAAGGCGAUUUCCCAGGGAGAAUUUUGAUGUAUUCAAACAUGUUAUGAGCCAUCUAAACAAGGUUAGUCAGUGGAACAGAGUCAACUUAAUGACCAGUGAAAAUCUAUCCAUCUGUUUCUGGCCAACACUGAUGCGGCCAGACUUCACCUCUAUGGAUGCCCUGACAGCCACGCGCACCUACCAGACAAUCAUCGAGAUGUUCAUCCAUCAGUGUGCUUUCUUCUUUUACAACCAGCCUCCGGCAGAGUCGCCCACUGGCUUAUUUGCACUCCCUGGACCAAUGGUGCCCUCUGGAUUGCCCCCAUCCCCCACAGCUGCCCCUUCUUAUUGUCCCUUGACCCCACAUUUUACCCCCCUUUUGCAGUCCCCCCCACAUUCUCCCCCUCAGAGCCCACACACAGCCCCUGCAGAACCACAAACACUGUGAGUUGGGGGAAAUGCGGCCCAUGAUUAUUUAGUGACCUGUACACACACACACACCCUUCAAUGCAUGCUUGCACAUAUACAUGCCCUGCACACACACAGACAUCUCAAUGCCUCUAACACAUGUAGCUUGUUUAGGUCAGUGUUGAAUGUGAAAAAAGUGUGCUGAUCUCUCAGUCCUUGUAUUUGGGAAAGAGUUGGUGAUCAUGUACAGUCACACAUCAAACAAUCCAAACACACACCAGAUGAAGGUCAGCAUGCUUUAGAGCUCUUGAAAAGUCUUUAAAAGACAGCAGAGGCUCCAGUUUGUGAUUGUGAUUACCAUGUCAGCACUGCCGUCUAUGUAGUUUAUUACAGAAGAGGGAUGUUCUUAUUUUCCCAAGAGUGAAAUAUGGAUGUUUUAAUCAAAAAGGAUGUGAGCAGACUUGAAAGACUUGAAGAUUUUCCUGCUUGCUCUUUCUCUCCCACUGCAUACUAGCAAAUCUAUGUUUUUUUUUUUUUUCUUAAUUCAGAGUGUAUCUGAUCUCUGUCUUUUUAUCUGUCCCUUUUUCUAUUCUCUCUCUUUCUUUUUUUCUAUCCACCUGCCUUUCUAUGUGAAACUGUGGUAUAUGGGACACUAAAGUCAUGAAAAAUCAUGAAGCACUUAUUCAUUGUCCAACCUUCCAUCUUAAAAGCAUUUUGGGAGAAUAAUAGAAUUACCACCCCCGUUUAUUUCAAGAAUAUGAUUGAAAUCACUUUAGCUGAAAAUAUAUUCACCAGCUGUUGUGUUCCACACUAUUAUCCUUGGUUUAUAUCCCAUGGAAAACAUUUAUCAAAAGAUAAAUGCCAUGGAUUUUGGAGGAUGUUUUUUUCCCUUGUCAGACUUGACAUUCAGACAUCUGAUAGGCCAGAAGGUGAUGCUGAUGAGGAUUUGCUUUGCUAAGUGGCUCCUAUGAAUCUUUUCUGCCUUCAAGCCUUUUAUUGAAGAUUGGGAUUUAAAUGGUAGUGAUAUCAUAUGGUUUUAGGGAAUGCACUUCCAGUUAGCGCUGGUGAGGGGCUCAAGAACACUGAGACUAACUCUGAACUCUGAUUUACUCUGAACCUAAACCCAAACCCUCUCCCCUUAAUUUUGGACUCAAGUAAAAAAUUGUCAUGUUGAAGGCUUUUCAUUAAUGCCUAAUCUGACUGUUUUAAGGACUCUUAUUGUUUUUACUUAAUAGACUGAAGCACUUUUUUGUCUUUUUUUUAUAGACCUAUAUUGUUAACUGAAACACUGAAGACAGGUUGGGUUGUUGCAACUGUGUUAGAAGGAUCAAUAUACUUUUCAAAGUGAAAGUGGAGUGGUCAAACACGGAUUAAUCCUAUUCCUGGACUGAAUUUCCUUUUCUAUGAUUCUCCAUCCUUAUCCGCUAUGAGUAUUUUUUUUGGACCAGCCUGAAUUUUGCCUAACAUGGACCUUAAAGUCAUAUCACAAUUUUUCAUUGUCAUCUUCAUAUAACUGGAUUAGAAUGACAAAUUUAGCCUUUUCUGCUUUUACCAUCUCAUGUUCUGUCAAAACUCCUCUGGACAAAUCCAUGAUGUUGAAAGAUACAAUCAAUGGUUCAUUGUGUGUAGAUUAAAUGUAUAUUACCUAAUUACCUUAAUUUCUUCUCUUUAAACAUGGAUCUCCUGAAGUGAAGGAAAUUAUUCCUAAAUGUGUUUUACUUGCAAAUUCCACUUCCUAUUUCUAUCCAGCCAAGGUAGAAAAGCUGAAGUACCAAAGUAGUGCAAUGUGACUGACGAAGGUUUAACACCAGUUGUAAAUAUUUUAAUGAUAGUUUGGGGAUGAGUAUGUCAGAUUUAACUCAAAUACUUGAUAAAUAACCCAUAUGGCAAAUCUUUGAUUUUGUUUUAUGAUUGUUUUUUUGUUUUUGUUUUUUUUUUUUGUGAAGUAUCUUCUUUCUGUUUAUCUGCUGCUUUUCUACCAGGCUGAACAAAUCUGAAAUCAUCCCAGCUUUACUUGAAGUGUACAAUGUUUCUUUCAUAUUGAGAUUUCCAGCAAAGUGCUUGAAAGCUCUAGAAUUACUGUAGUGACUAGCCUAGAUGUUGAUACAGAUAUUUGUAUGUGUUAUACUUGUAAGAAUGAUGGUUAUCACAAUGUCUGAAGAUUUGAAGCCCUUCAAGAGUGCCAUGAAAUGUUCUCUUAAAUAGAAGUGUUAAUGUAGAAGUAGAUAUUCUUUGGAUAAUUUCCACCAAAAAAUGUGAAAAUUCGAUAAUUUCCUGUCCUUUGUUUCUUUGUGUUGAAGCGAGAAAAUACAGGCGACACUUGAUUGGCUGUGGUUCUGCAGCAUUGGGAGUAAUAUAUAAACAAUGUGCUUCAUUUUGCGCUUCACAACACCUGACCUGCUGAGUUUAUCUAUAUGUUUGCACCCUGAAAAUUUAUAAAUGAACUCUAGGAACUAAUAAGCGAGCCCAAGGCAUAAUCCUGGGAUAGAUGUGACAGUUAUGGGAAUUCUGAUCUGCCACUGUAUUAAUUGAUAAUUAUCAAUAUAAAAACUUAUGAAACC
Messenger RNA from Myxocyprinus asiaticus (Chinese sucker), 7916 nucleotides. Its product is annotated as rho GTPase-activating protein 35-like. NCBI's taxonomy places the organism in Eukaryota, Metazoa, Chordata, Actinopteri, Cypriniformes, Catostomidae. Bases 842 to 5395 code for a protein of 1517 amino acids. The transcript has 7 exons. The record is from RefSeq and is a predicted model, not a curated record. Gene Ontology annotation, biological process: signal transduction. Gene Ontology annotation, molecular function: GTPase activity; GTP binding.